ACGGCCUUCAUUUUUCUCGGUUUUCUUUAAUCUUGCCACCAACAAACGUGAUUUCUAAAAAAACAUUUUUUCUUCUUCUUGUUCUUUUUCUCCCCUCAUUUAGAUGCGUAAAUAUGCUUGACUGGAAAUAUGUUUUUUUUUUGGAAAUGUAAUAAACAUGUUGAAUCCCCUGCAAACCCUUCGUUCCCCUCCCGGAAUAUAAUACGGCAAAUGACAUAAGGCGACGUGCUCACUUGAAAAUUUGUUAAAUACAUUUUUUUUCUCACAACGGAAUGCAGAAAAAUAUGGGGCAAGACCUUAUCGCCCCAGUGAGCAGACAUUGAAAGAUUUCAACAAACGAAAAAACAAGGCAGCGGGAUCACAAGCAGUUGAUGUAUGUGAUAGGAAUUGCGAAAAAGGCAAAACAACGUGCUGGUGUUUGUUUAUUACGAAUAAAGGUUAAAAAAGCAGCUAACAGCCACGGUAGCAAGCAACACCUGUCGGUUACGAGUCCCCCAUCUCCUUUUAUCCCUUCUAAAUACCCAACAUCCCAACCAUAGUCGUCCGUAUUGCCUUGGCUGUCUUUAAUAUGCAGAACAGACAGCAAAAUGAAAUGAAGAACAUUUUGGCCCCCUUCCAAGUUGAAACAGGCCGUUGCUAAACAUUUGUUAAAAAGGGCGUAACAAAUUAAAAGCGUUAGGAAACAUCAACUCCAAAAGUGUGCAGCGGGCAAACCACCAACAGCAGCAGACGACCAGCAACGACACAUUUAUGCCCUGAAACGAAAACAAUUAUUAUGUCUGUUGAAUAUUGGCCAAAGACAACGGCAACAGCAGCAGCAGACGUAGUAGAAGUUGAGGAUUCCGAAGACGACAGGACGAAAAAUUUAAACAAAUUUGACAUAACCAAUAACAACAACAACAACAACAAUAGCAAUCAUAAGGGGCACAAUUUGAAAAGUGUUGCCAGCCACGGUGACAUUAGUGACAGUAAUCAGUUUGUUAAACGCCCCCAAAUCAAAAUAAGCGGAAAUCAAAUAAUACGAGCAACAACACAUCCAAAGGAUGUCAAGGAUUGUCCAGUAAGUCGGGAAUGUGGUGAUAUAUGACGUAAAAUUUAUCAACAGAAAAUACAGAGCCCACAACAAAACCGCCACCAGCAAAGGGAACAUCAGGAACAGGCAACUCAUCAUCAUACCCAUCAUCAUCAUACACAUACGCAGCAGCAGCCGCAGCAACAGCAACAGCUGCAUCAUUUUCAUCAUCUGCCGCAGCCUCAGCAGCAACAACAGAAACAUCAACACUAUCAUCAUUGCCACGACCAUUAUCAUCAACAUCAAGCGGAGGAGUUUGUAUGCCGCGAUUCCAAGAAAAUCUCAUCAACGGCAACAGCAUCGUCCUCAUCAUCAACGUCGUCGACAUCAUCGUUAGCAACGCCUACCCCAAAUACUUUGAUUUGUACACGUCAUGUUUCAACAUGUCCUGCCCACACUAAACAUUGUCACGGCCAACAGCAACAGCAACCGCACAACUGUAAUAAAACACAUUUGUCAGUACGACCUCAAUUUCUACAACAACAUCAAAUCCAUCAUCUUUCGGAGGCCAACAACGCAGAAAACACUGAGGAGGAUAUCGACGACGAAGCUCAUAACGGCUCGCCGGAACCCUUCUAUGCCAAUAUGGUUUUGAGCACCGAAUGGUCCCAGGUCGAAGUGAUUGAUCUCUACAAUGAUGGCAAUGGUUUGGGGUUUAUUCUGGUGGGUGGCCGCAGCACUGGCGUAGUUAUCAAAGCCCUGACGCCCGGCGGCGUGGCUGAGCGUGAUGGCCGCCUGCAAUGCGGAGAUCAUGUCCUGCAAAUCGGUGAUGUGAAUUUACGUGGUUUCAGUUCGGAACAAGUGGCGACAGUUCUUCGUCAGACUGGAGCUCAGGUUCGUUUGAUUGUCGCAAGACCGGUGGAGUCAACAGCCACCGAUUUCCAACAUUUAGCUAGUCAUGCCCCAAUUAUUCCAACUAAGCUCCUUUCCGACCCAGAAGAAUUGUCUCGACAUUUAUUUCAUAAUCCCGGUUUGCCAACAAGUUCGGAGGCGGCCCUGGCAGCGGCCUCAUUGGUGGCCGGUGGCGGGGCAGUUGGAGGUGCAGCUAUGAUGCUGGAGGGUGUAACCGCCACCGAAACACUGGGGGCAAGUGCCUAUUAUCCUGCCACACCGGACACCGAAUUGGCCGACCUCCCCCUACCACCCAUACCCAAGGAGUUGACAAAUAGCUCAGCGGCCCGCAUGUGCCCUAAAGAUUUAGAUAUCAUACCAUUUUCCAUUGUUUCACCACCCCCAAUGUCGGGAGCGGCUGGCAAGACGCUAAGCUCUCUCUCGCCCCCAGAUGUGGGACCCAUACCUCCUCCACCCACAAUACAUUCUCAAUCGUCAUUGAAAACGAAAUCAACACCACCACCACUACAUAUGGACCACAUAGAGACUGUGAUAGCUGGUAUAACUACAACUGGCACCUCAUCUAACGAUCCCGAUGAAUGUUGUUCAAUAACGUCCUCGAACUACAUGGACUCACCGGAAACCGAAACCUAUCAUGUUAAGCUUUGCAAAAACGUCUAUGGCCUUGGCAUCACCGUGGCCGGCUAUGUCUGUGAAGAGGAGGAUUUGUCGGGUAUUUUUGUGAAGAGCAUCAUUGAGGGCAGCGCUGCCGAAAUGAGCGGGCAAAUACAAAUCAAUGAUCGCAUAGUUGCCGUCGAUGGAAAAACUUUGGCGGGCUGUACAAAUCAUCAGGCAGUGGAAAUGCUGCGCAACACGGACAUUGAAGUCCAUCUCACGUUGGAACGUUUCUUGAGAGGGCGAAAAUACGAACAUUUGCAGGUGGCACUGACCGAACUAAAAGCCUCCAUGGACACCCAAUCCCAAUACUCGCUGCCACCAUCGCCCUCAAUAGCCACCUUGUCAUGGCUGCCACCUAAAUCGGAUGUGGAUUCCAUUGCCACGGAGGGUGGAGUGGUUGGAGGCACAAGUGCAUUGGAUUACGGUGAAUUACCCUCCAGAGAAACAGUGGAUUCACAAAUGUCCCACAUGCUGGACAAGAGUGAGCAUAGCUUUGCCGGCACCAUGGCGGCAGCAGAUAAUUUGAGUCGUUCCUCAAGAACACCCACAACGCCAGACAACAACAAACAACCUCUGGCCAAUGGCAAGGCCUGUGUCAUAACAUCUCCGGAUCAUGCGAACCAAACAAAAACGAAACAACUCAACGGUUCAUUGGGUUCCCGAACACCGACAAUAGAAAAUGUUGCUGAAAUCGUUGCUACCCCCACUCCCACCCCGAGCAGCAAAGACAACAAACAAAAGACAAAACAAACACCACCUAGUGAUCUACCCAUACGUAAACUAUCAUCGCCCAUAACCGUGCCACAACAUGCCCCGUCCCAGUCCCCUGUCCCCCUAGAACAUUCCAGUCCCAGUGCGGAUUCGCUGAAAGUUUCAUGGAAAAGUGAGUUUCCCGACUGUGAAAUUAUAGUUGCCGAAAUAAAUAAACUUUCAGGUCUAGGAAUUAGCCUUGAGGGCACCGUCGACGUUGAGUGCGGCAUCGAGAAACGUCCCCAUCACUAUAUACGUUCGAUACUGGAAGAUGGACCCGUCGGCCGUCAGGGCAUCCUGAAACCAGGCGAUGAAUUGUUGCAGGUUAACGAAUAUCGUUUGCAGGGUCUCAAACAUACCGAAGUGGUAAAAAUACUCAAAGAACUGCCUUCACAUGUCAAACUGGUGUGUGCCCGCGGUCCAACCGCACCCUCUAUCAUAAAUACAUCACAAAAUCCGGAGGCCUUCGAGACGCGCAGCCUUCUGCCCGGUGGCCAUCAGAGCCUGCAGAAUCUCAUGAGCAAAGCUCAGUCGGAGAGUUCUUUGUAUACCUCUAGCACUGCCACGCUAACGGAUCAGCAACGUUCAAAAUCAUUAGAAAAUGUAUCGGGCCUAGCGCUAUGGAGCUCAGAUGUGACCAUAGUUGAAAUUGAGAAAACCGAACAGGGUUUCGGCUUCUCCAUAUUGGACUAUCAAGAUCCCUUAGAUCCAGAUGGCAGUGUUAUAGUCAUACGAGGUCUUAUCAGAGGUGGCUCCGCUGAGGCCACAAACGACAUAUUUCCCGGUGAUCGUUUGGUCAGCGUGGGCGAGCACAGUCUGCAGGGUUUGGACUUGGACGAAGCGGUAGCCAUACUCAAGGGCAUGCCAUUGGGCCUUACGAAAUUGGGUAUAUGCCGGCCGUUGUCAACAUCCGAUAGCAAUAUAGCCUCACCCAUUGGAGAAGGAGAUUCACCGAGCACAUAGCUUUCACUGGAGAUAUACUAUAUCAUCACCACCAUGUCAAAAAUGUAGAGAAGACAAAUGAAGCCAACAAUGCCAAAGGACGCUGCAAUAUCAAAUGGAUACGUAAAUUCAGAAGACACCGACACAUACAUACGUACGAAAAUCAUGCAAAUCUAUACACAAACAUAUUCAGCAAUAAAGUGAUUCUCAUUUGGACAUCAUCAUCAGCAGCAUUACACACACACACACGAAUACAUUUCUAUAUUCGAGUCAAACAUAUACCGAUGAUGAAAACCAAAAAUCUAGUUAAAUAUACCAAAAAUAAAUAAAUAAACACCUAUAGUCAAAUA
Messenger RNA from Musca domestica (house fly), 4623 nucleotides. Its product is annotated as patj homolog. The transcript is spliced from 2 exons. The record is from RefSeq and is a predicted model, not a curated record. Lineage: Eukaryota; Metazoa; Arthropoda; Insecta; Diptera; Muscidae. Gene Ontology annotation, molecular function: protein binding. Bases 1658 to 4294 code for a protein of 878 amino acids.